Messenger RNA from Cadophora gregata, 996 nucleotides. RefSeq lists its product as uncharacterized. The transcript is spliced from 2 exons. The record is from RefSeq and is a predicted model, not a curated record. The coding region runs from base 1 to 996 and encodes 331 amino acids. Gene Ontology annotation, molecular function: oxidoreductase activity. NCBI's taxonomy places the organism in Eukaryota, Fungi, Ascomycota, Leotiomycetes, Helotiales, Ploettnerulaceae.
AUGACCUCCCUGAUAGAGAACCAAGGCGUUGCUCCGCAUCUAUUAUCCCCAGUACGAAAUCAAAUCUCAGUCUCUAACCCCAUUUCUCAAAUUUCCCAACCACAAAAGCCCAGAGACAUCUCCGCAGACUUCAACUACUAUAAAGACCCUCCUGGAGGAGGUCCUCCGGAACCGACUUACGUGGAACGUCCCCAGACAUAUGACCGAGUCCCUCUUAUAAAACGAUUGACUGUCCAUGAUGUUCGUGGGCGCGAAGAGCAAUAUACACUGGACACUACCGGCUUCGAGUUCUACAAGCACGUCAGUGUUGAGAAAGACUUUGUCGAUGACGAACAAAUCAAGUCUAUCUACUAUCCAGAGACAGAAGAGCUGUUGAAGAAGGCCACUGGAGCAUCGAAAAUCUACAUCUUCGACCACACUGUCCGUCGUCAACAACUCGAUGCUCGCACAAAGCCUGCCCCAGAACCAGCAUCGCAACAGUCAACAGAGGGUCCCAUUACUGUUCCCGUUCCAUCUUCCCUCCGCGGCCCAGUCCAGCGUGUUCACAUCGACCAAUCCUACGCUGCUUCGACUGAUCGCGUAACCUACCACCUCCCAGAUGAAGCCGAGACCCUUCUUAAAGGCCGCUUCCAAAUCAUCAACGUCUGGCGACCUAUCAAAACCAUACUCAAGGAUCCUCUCAGCGUAGCAGCUGCCAACUCAGUCCUCGACGAGGAACUUGUUCCCAUCAAACUCAUCUACCCGCAUCGCGAAGGCGAGACGCUCGCUGUGCGGCCGGCCAAAGAAGGGAGGACCGAUGGAGGGCAUCAGUGGCAUUAUUUAUUCCAGCAGACGCCCGGAGAGGUGACGCUGAUUAAAUGUUUUGAUUCGAAGACUGACGGGAGGGCGAGACGAGUUCCACAUAGUGCAUUUGUGGAUGAGGAGUUUGUGGGAGAGGAGCCAAGAGAAAGCAUUGAGGUCAGGGCGUUGGUAUUCCAUCCUGAUGAUACAGAGUAG